GGACACCGGCGAUUCCCACCAAGAACAGAAGGAGAGAGAGAGAGAGAGAGUCGCAUCGUGUGCUGCAGGCGCUCCCGUUUUAACUCAUCGAAUCAUCGCUCGUACACCGGCAAACACUGUCGCGCGCGCGCAAGAUCGCGAUCUCGUCAGACGUUGAACCAACAACCAAACACCUCGUUGAUCUUUCUCUCAUCGGGUUAUUGACGAAUCAUUCGCCUAGUCCUGGUUUAUUUUAUCUUAUUUUUUCUUUUUGAAGGGUGUUUUACAACUGAUUUACCCGACCGUCGAUUCGGUCGUUGAAACGCUUUCAUGAUGGAAUACCCCCCCCAGUACCAACAAGCCCACGGCCAACAUCCUCAUGCGCAAUCGCAUCUGCCGGGCUCCUACCAACCACCCCCGCAGGCCGGCCAGCCGGUGGGGUCCAUGACCUCGCCGACAAACCCACAAGCCCACCUGCAGCAGCAGCAUCAGGCUUCACCCAUUGUCCCCUCGCAGAGUCAUUAUCCGCCCGCGCAGAAUCCCGCCGGUCCUGUCCACCAACAGAUGAAUUUUCCGCAGUCAUACGGCGUCGCCGCAGCCAUGCCGCAGCCCUACGGCAUCUCUCCGACCCAGGCUGCCGCCAUGGCUACCGCUGCCGCCUCGGGGCAGUUCUACCCCCUCCACCAGGACUCGAUGGCGGGUCAGAUGGCCCAGGGCCCCCGCGGCUCCCCGCGCAUGGCCGGCGUCCAGGUGAAAUCCGACCGCAACCCUCGCUCGCCGCCUCAGAUCCCUGGCCAGAUGCCCCCAAUGGCCUCCCAGGUCACCAUGCAGCAACGUCGGAUGAGUCACGUCGGCAGCCCACACGUCCCCAGUGCUCAGCCCGUCAUCAACCACGUCGGGCGGCCCUCGGUGCCUCCCACCAUGCCUCCUCCCCCACAGCCGUCCGUUCAGCACAGCCAGCCGUCGCCCGAGAUGGUCCAAGGGACCGCCGAGGAGUCGCCCCUCUACGUCAACGCCAAGCAGUUCCACCGCAUCCUCAAGCGCCGUGUCGCUCGUCAAAAGCUCGAGGAGCAGCUCCGUCUUACCUCCAAGGGUCGCAAGCCUUACCUGCACGAGUCGCGCCAUAAUCACGCCAUGCGCCGGCCCCGUGGGCCCGGUGGUCGUUUCCUCACCGCUGACGAGGUCGCUGCCAUGGAGAAGAACCAGGCAGCUGGCGGCGGCGGCGGCGGCAGUGGCGCCCAGGACUCCGGUAAUCACAGCGGCAAGUCUGGCGCCACCGACUCUCCCUCCAUCGGCUCCAGUGCUCAGAAACGCAAAUCCAGUGAUCUGUCAGAGGAGAAGGAGAACAACUCCAAAAAAUCAAAGACGCGACACAGUGCCAGCGACAGCGACCCGGACUCGGGUGAGCCUUCCGAUGAAGAAGGCUGAUCUCUCUUCUUCCGUACCGUGGAUGGCUGCACUCACUCACCUCCUUUUCUUCAUCCUCCUUCUUACUUCGUCGUAUGUACUUGGUCAUCACGGUUGUUCUGGAACGGACGUUUGGUGUUUGUUCUCAAUUUAUUCUAUUCUAUUUUUUUUUUUUUUUUCAUUUUC
Penicilliopsis zonata CBS 506.65 is the source of this 1572-nucleotide messenger RNA. RefSeq lists its product as hypothetical. Gene Ontology annotation, cellular component: CCAAT-binding factor complex. The record is from RefSeq and is a predicted model, not a curated record. Bases 310 to 1407 code for a protein of 365 amino acids. Lineage: Eukaryota; Fungi; Ascomycota; Eurotiomycetes; Eurotiales; Aspergillaceae. The transcript is spliced from 2 exons. Gene Ontology annotation, molecular function: DNA-binding transcription factor activity, RNA polymerase II-specific; RNA polymerase II cis-regulatory region sequence-specific DNA binding. Gene Ontology annotation, biological process: regulation of transcription by RNA polymerase II.